Messenger RNA from Ruditapes philippinarum (Manila clam), 2764 nucleotides. RefSeq lists its product as uncharacterized. The record is from RefSeq and is a predicted model, not a curated record. Lineage: Eukaryota; Metazoa; Mollusca; Bivalvia; Venerida; Veneridae. The transcript has 12 exons. The coding region runs from base 351 to 1619 and encodes 422 amino acids.
UUGAAACUAUUUAGUCGCAUUAAUCUUCUCGUAGCCCUCCAAAAACGAUACUUUAUAUAUUGUUUAAAUAUCUACUCAACUAAUAUACGCUGAUCGGUACAAUUUGAGUAGCUCCGUGGUAAAAACCGACUAGUGUAUGCGCAAGUUGACAAUAAAGUAAACAAGAAAGGAAAUAAUUGUAAUUUACAUUAGAGAAGGGGUACAAUUUUGAAGUAUAAUUGCAAAUCUGUGACAUAGAGUGUAGUUUAAACAUUUGUUAAAUACCGGUAAAGACAGCCAGUUUCAUGUGAAAGUUUUUAUUUAUUCUGGAUUUUCGUUUAUACUGUUCUAUAUUUUGACGUUGGUCAAACAUGCACCAAAACCAGAAACGAGAGACGAGGUACGAGCCUCGUUAUGAGGACCAAAGAGCCAGUCCUCAAAGACAGAUGUAUGAGCGGACACGUGACACGAGUCCACAAAGAUACCAGUAUAACCGUGCUGUGGACCCAAGGGCAAAUCCUCAUAGCGAAGUAUACGACCCUAGAUUUAAUCCUGCUUCUCCCCUUCCUGAUUAUCACAAUUUUCCCCAGCCAUAUUAUCGACACAGUGACUACAGGGAAGGUGUAAGUCCCCAACCUAAUUACCUACAUAACCAGGAGAGAGUGUGUCCCGAAAGAUAUCAAGAGAAAAAGUUCGAUUUCAGACUUGAUAAUCGCUACCACAAAAUGCCCGGUGAAAGACGGGAAGGACAACCAAAAGCUGAUGAGCAUUGGCAACCAGCAUAUGCCCCAUAUCAAGAGCGUAGUGAACAAACCCAUAAGGAACUCUACGAUCAACAUAAAGGUUAUUUAGUGAUGGUACGGUUCCGACCUGGGGAUAUUUCAGAAGUGAUAAACGCUAUACAGCUAAGUGUCAGUACGCUGUCGUCACAUAAUGGUUAUUGUAUAGGAUUCUCAGAACCUGGUUUAAUGCAGAUUGUGAUUCCAAGUCAUCAAAUGAUGGCUCAAGAUCAGUGGUGGGAUCCACGAAAUCAGACUUCACAAUACGCCGUCUGCUGUUUUUGGUUCCAGGACUACUUUCAGGCGCGUAGUUGGUUUCAGACAGGAUCACUCCGGUUUAAACAACCUGACUUUCCCAAUUCUAAUCCUUAUCAAGUAGUCGCUGUACCUCUGACAUAUGGAAGUGGAAGGGACCCGCGCCCAUUUGGUCCUGACAGGGACGAAAUAACUCUUUUGUGGUCAGAAUAUCCGAAUAUUUAUGAAAGAUACGAGUACGAUUUCCGGGCCAACUAUUCAGACCGAGUUAGAGACAUUGUGCGAGCUUACGGAGGAAACCCUUACGUUUCACUUUGCCGAUACAGAGCUGGUGAACCUGUCGAUUUAAAUAAGUUCGGUUCCCCGGGUUACGCUCGAUUUGAGAUACCGGAGCGGGACAAGGAAAGGGUAGGACGGUCAUGGAAAAACAGCUGGAUUAAACCAGACACAUUUAUCACAGUCAGUACAUUCCCGGAUUCUGAUCGCGUUCGCAGCUUUUACAAUGAUAGAGAAUUCACCGAUCUUCGAUACAAACUGAGCCAGUACUCGGACCCCGUUGUGGUGGCUAUCACACUGCGUAAGGUACAAGGAACCUCGAGGCCAUAGUGUACGGAUGUACGAAAGGGAACGGACAUUGUAAUUUAUGCAAUCAAUAACCAUUUGCCCAGUGUUAAGUUUUAAAUGUUUCAGUGUUUAUGAAAGUUAAGUUUGUUCGACUGCACUCGUUUACUGUGUAUAACUGAAUAGUUCUUAAAUUACAUUAAUUAGCAUAGAAAUCACGUGAAUAUGACAAUUGAAAAUAUCGAUUGCGCUUCAACCUACAGUCGAACUUAUAUCACGUUUAUUGAUAAUGUGUCUAUCUUAUAAUUAAAUACUUUUUUUUGCAACGUCAUAUUUAAAUCAUAUCCAAAUUUGUGACAGUCUCAUUUUGUCACGAAGCUAGAUUAAAUAAAUAUCUGAAUUUGCAAAUGUACAUAGAUUGCCACUAUUAAUAGGAUCGUAUAGAACACGAAUUAAUAUCACUCAUAAACGUUUCUCUGAUAUAAAAAGUGGCAAAUUUCUUAAUAAAGAAAUCAUUCAUAUUCAUUAAAACUCAGAUCUUUUUCCUCAAAGGUCAUAUAAGGGCUGCUUUUCUCGAGGAGGAAAAUUCAUUAAAAUCAUGCGGUUUCCCCUAAGAUUCGACAUACAUGUAUAUUAAGUGUUUCCUUCUCCUUUUGCAAAAAUACUGUUAUUUUCCCCCAAAUUUUAAGGGAAGGGCACCUACAUCUAACUGUGAUACAAAGUCCUGCCAUUGCUUGUUUUAUAUUUUCUUAAGCAUACUUUCUACAUGAUAUUUUUUACAUUUUUAACGAGAACGUGAUCGCUAUACAAAGGAAUAUCUGACUAUUACAAAAUGGGACAAAUGCACAGAGUUAUACAAUAUUUUAUCCCAUUCUUUCUGACAAAAUUAAAGAAUAUUCCCAAUGUUAAAAUAUUAUAAAUUCAUAGAACAUGUUUGUCUUCUUCACUAUACAUCAAACACUAAACAAAGCAUUGUGCUACCCUUCAUGCCAUCGGUUUGUACAAUAUAGAUCCUGUAGAACUUUAUCAAACAAUUUCUUAUUUAUUCAGUUGUGAUAAUUUUUCAUUUUUGUAUAAUUACAUUGCAAAUUAUAUGUUUACCAUUGUGAUAAUAUGUUUUAACUGGGAAUUAUAAUUAUAAAUAUAUACUGUAUCAAUAAUAAAGUUUUUGUAUUUUAACUUCUACACAA